Trichomonas vaginalis G3 is the source of this 300-nucleotide messenger RNA. RefSeq names its product protein of unknown function, DUF4106 family. The record is from RefSeq and is a predicted model, not a curated record. Bases 1 to 300 code for a protein of 99 amino acids. NCBI's taxonomy places the organism in Eukaryota, Parabasalia, Trichomonadida, Trichomonadidae. The transcript has a single exon.
AUGGCUACAAAACAUAUAUUUGGAAACGAGCAUAUUCCAUAUGGACAGGCACUGUUUGAAGAGCUUGAACCGGAAACUCAGGAAAGAGUCAUGCAAACAAUACGCGAAGACUCAAAUACAGACUAUGACAAACUCUUUCUAGGAUAUAGGGUACCUGAGAUGGGCGACCAGAGCCCAAAGGCAAAAAGGACAUGGGAAAUUUACAACAUACUAGUGAACAUGAGGCAAAGAUGCAACAACUUGAAGCAGAGGGCAAUGAAGGAAAAAGAAGAGUUAAAAACUCAGUCAGGAAGAAAGUAA